AUGGGCUCUGAUUCCGCAAUUUCAAUCGUUUCUAGUCCGCAAGAGUCCAAUGACUCUGAUCCUAUAAUUCCCAUGAAUUCAGAUCAUAGUCCUCCAGGUUUCAACAUAUCUGAUACUACACUUUCCGGGACCUCAGAUCUUGGAGCUCCAGGUUCCAACAGUUCUAAAACUGGACUUCCUAGGGUUCCGGAAAUUCUGUAUCCGGAUUCUAAUAAGUCUGAUACUACGCUUCCCCAGAUGCCGAGUCUUCGUCGUACGGAUUCCAAUAGGCCUGGUUUCACACUUCCCGGGUUCUCAAACCCUCUGCCCCCAAAUAAUUCUAGUACUCAACUUGAAAACUAUCCCUUUCCUUUGGUUCCCAAUAUCUUAAGACCUCCAGCCUCUUACAAAUUUGGCCCUAUAGUUGAGAGUUAUUCUGGUGUUACAGGUCAAAGAAAUCUUCGUCUCCCAAUACCAAAUGGAUGCACAUUCAAACCUGACCCGCUGCUUCACCCCAGACUGGUUUCCUCGCAACCAUGCCUUCCCUGCAAUCGUGAUCUUCCUUCUGGUGAAUCAUGCAAUAGAGUCCAGCCUUGCUUUGAAUGUGUCAAGUCAAACAAGUUCUGUUCUUUUCCAGAAAGUGCUUAUUUAACUGAACCAGAUCUCCUCUACAUUUCGGUGUAUCUACCUUAUUACCAAUCUUGGGAGUGCAGUAGAGAUCCAUCUAAUAGACAAAAGUUCUUAACGGCAGUCAGGCGCACAAAGACGAUGGCAGAACUUCUCAACGAUUUACGGUGUAAUCACCCUACAUCACCCUCUGUACCUGAGCACGAAUUGACGGACUAA
This is a messenger RNA of Botrytis byssoidea, 825 nucleotides long. RefSeq lists its product as uncharacterized. The record is from RefSeq and is a predicted model, not a curated record. The transcript is spliced from 3 exons. Lineage: Eukaryota; Fungi; Ascomycota; Leotiomycetes; Helotiales; Sclerotiniaceae. Bases 1 to 825 code for a protein of 274 amino acids.